AUGAUUUACAUAGCACAAGGCGUUGUUGCUGCUUAUGGGAGUGCCACACUUACAACUAUAUCUUUACUUGGCAUGGGAGACAUUGUAACCAAGGAGUCCUUUGAGUGGUUGUUGAAUGACCCUAAAAUUCUUAGAGCUUCCAAUACCAUUGGUAGGCUCAUGCUUGACAUUGUUUCGAGCAAGUUUGAGAAGGGGAGAGGGCAUGUUGCUUCUGCCAUUGAUUGUUACAGGAAGCAAUAUGAGGUGUCAGAUGAGCAGGAAAUAAUUGAUGGCUUCAACAAACAGAUUGUGGAUUCGUGGAAAGAUAUCAACGAGGAGUUCCUCAGACCAACCUCUGUGCCAAUGCCUAUCCUUGUAUUUGUUCUUAAUUUAACAAGAGUGGUGGAUCUCCUCCACAAAAAAGAUGAUGGCUUCACACAUGUUGGAAAAGUCAUGAAAGAUAGUGUUGCUUCUUGUUUCAUUGAUCCGGCACCACUAUGA
Molecule: messenger RNA, 480 nt
Organism: Prunus avium (sweet cherry)
Lineage: Eukaryota; Viridiplantae; Streptophyta; Magnoliopsida; Rosales; Rosaceae
Source: RefSeq, a predicted model, not a curated record